Molecule: messenger RNA, 987 nt
Organism: Trichosporon asahii var. asahii CBS 2479
Lineage: Eukaryota; Fungi; Basidiomycota; Tremellomycetes; Trichosporonales; Trichosporonaceae
Exons: 1
Coding region: 1-987 (328 amino acids)
Source: RefSeq, a predicted model, not a curated record
AUGCCCAUCGAUCACCUGUAUUACCCGCACAUCGUUGACCUGAUUUGGUUCCACUUGCAACGCGACGCACUCCGCGCUGUGCGCCUGGUUAGCAAGGCCUGGAAUGCACGAGCCGACCUCGCUCUGUCCCAGCACAUCGUCAUUAAACGCAAAGAUGCUUCAAACUUCGACGCCUGGAUUCGCUGCCUGAACCAUCCUGGAGAAGUGAUUGACAUCACCCAGGACGCGCGAAUCUGCUUGAACAGCGGCGGGGAAUCUGCCGCUGCACACUCUGAAAAUUGCAUGUUUUGCAAGCGUGUUCCAAGCCGCACUGGUGUUGUCGACCUCGAGGGAUACACGAUGGAGACCAUGCUGGAGGAGCUCGGUUGGCUGGAGUGUGCCUCGUUGAACUUUCGGUGGAAGAUCGACGUUUACCGCAGUCGCGACCCUUACAAUCUCGUGGGACUGCCUGAGUCUUUCGCGUCGGCAGUGUUCUACAUUGACCUGGACGACGAGGACAAGGACGAGAUCACUUUCGACAUGUACGAUGGUGACAGCACGCUGGUGUUCAACAUCGAUUGUUAUGUCGAUCCCACUUCCACCUCAGCUAACAGGCCCUUCGGCGUGGAGUUCUGCAGGAACUCUCCUUGGGGAGGCAUGCUGCGCUUCAUCUUCUUCGACAAACGCACUGCAAACCAGCCCGUGAAGGUCUCACGCAAUGCAUCGUUCAUUGCCGGUCUGCUGGACUAUCACCAUAUGAUGUUGGUUUCGGUUCAGUUCGUCGGCCUGGAGCGUUUGAUUACGGACCCCAACAAGCUCAAGGCCUUCAAGGGUAUGGUCACGAGGGACUUCGUCGAUCGCCGAGCCAAGAGAGAUGCGAACCUCAAGCCUCGCGAUUACUACAAGAAGGAGUGCAGGUCGGACAUGAAGCGCGUCGAAUACCUCACCAUGGAAGAGUAUCAGAAGAAGGUGGGACGGCGUCAGUUCCUGAUUGACACUGUUAAGUAG